AUGGCGCCCUACAAGCAAAACCGAACCCAAGAGACCUCAAGUCCGGACAAAGACUGGGUCAUGGGGACUGUCGAUCACGAUGAGGACGAUGAUCUAACAACGAUCAAGACAGAUGAAGAGAAAGCUUCCCUGAUCAAUCCGCCUUCAGAAACUUACGAGACUCCUCAGAAGAGCUCGCGGCUACCAGUCUAUUUUUUUCUUUUCGCUUUAAUCUACCUAGUUCUUUCAACUGCAUUCUACAUCUACACCAGAAUAAAGAAGCCUUCGGAUCAAGCAUGUCUCCAAAGGAUGUGGUCAGAGAGCGAGUAUAUCCGUAGUCCGAUGAUGGAAGCUGCCUCCUUUGAAUGGACGCAGUAUGAUUCAGACAUCGUAGUACCCGAGUUCUAUGGUACAGUAACACCCAAAAGUAGAAAGGCAUGGGUAGAGAUCUGGGAUCAAGGAAGUGUUUCAUUUCCGAAAGAACACCUUGAGAGACUGAACAAGACAUGGGAUCAAAGAAACUGGUGGACGUUACCAGCACCGCUUGAAGGCGACCUUCUCGCUUUCCCCGAACGUGAGUUUUCGACCUGUGCUUCCCGAUAUGCGACUACAUAUUCGUAUAACUUCCUUCUCCUAACUCCCAUCUCAGGAUCGCAUCAGCUCCACUGCUUGUCCUUCCUCUACCUCUUCGCCUAUCGUGAUACGUGGGACUUUGAAGGCAUCUCCAAGAUGAGCCCCUUCGAAUUCAAAUUUCAUGUCCGCCACUGCUCUCUGGUAUUAUUUAGGAUAAUCAAGUGCAGAGGCGAUGUCAGUCCGGUGCUUUUCCAAAAGGAUGAUUCUGGACUGGGCGAGUGGAAGACGAAGAACGUGCCACACAAGUGUAAGAAUAUCGAUAGGUUAAAAGAGUGGCAGUUAGAACACAGGGUCUGUGGAACGAAUUGCGCGAGAGGUGAUGAAUUCAAGCCGUGGACUGGAUAUCAUGUUAGCGGCGAGCGCUGA
Molecule: messenger RNA, 978 nt
Organism: Glarea lozoyensis ATCC 20868
Lineage: Eukaryota; Fungi; Ascomycota; Leotiomycetes; Helotiales; Helotiaceae
Exons: 3
Coding region: 1-978 (325 amino acids)
Biological process (GO): mycotoxin biosynthetic process
Source: RefSeq, a predicted model, not a curated record